This is a messenger RNA of Colossoma macropomum (tambaqui), 2189 nucleotides long. It is a transcript of the gene tcf7l1b, whose product is annotated as transcription factor 7 like 1b. Gene Ontology annotation, molecular function: RNA polymerase II cis-regulatory region sequence-specific DNA binding; DNA-binding transcription factor activity, RNA polymerase II-specific. The transcript is spliced from 12 exons. Gene Ontology annotation, biological process: canonical Wnt signaling pathway; generation of neurons; regulation of transcription by RNA polymerase II. Gene Ontology annotation, cellular component: beta-catenin-TCF complex. Bases 1 to 1749 code for a protein of 582 amino acids. Lineage: Eukaryota; Metazoa; Chordata; Actinopteri; Characiformes; Serrasalmidae. The record is from RefSeq and is a predicted model, not a curated record.
AUGCCCCAGCUAAACGGAGGCGGCGGGGAUGACUUGGGGGCGAACGAUGAAAUGAUUUCGUUCAAAGACGAAGGAGAACAGGAGGAGAAAAUCUCCGAAAACGUGUCUGCCGAGAGGGACCUGGACGACGUGAAGUCCUCUUUAGUAAACGAGUCAGAAAACAACAGCAGCUCCUCCGAUUCUGAGCAAACAGAGAGACGCCCUCAGCCCAGACCCGACACUGAAAGUUAUGAGAAAGCCCGAGAGUAUUUUAGUGAAGCUUUGAGAAGACAGCAAGAUGGAGGCUUUUUUAAGAGCCCCCACUAUCCAGGCUACCCGUUUCUAAUGAUCCCGGAUCUCGCCAGCCCUUAUUUAUCCAACGGCGCCUUGUCUCCCAGCGCCAGGACGUAUCUGCAGAUGAAAUGGCCCCUGUUGGACGUGCCCAGCUCCGCAGCCCUGAAGGACUCCAGAUCACCCACACCAGGACACUUGUCUAAUAAGGUUCCAGUGGUGCAGCAUGCUCACAUGCACCCUCUGACCCCCCUCAUCACCUACAGUAAUGAUCACUUUUCCCCAACUACUCCGCCUGCACAUCUCUCCCCAGAGAUCCUGGACCCAAAGACAGGUAUUCCACGGACCCCCCACCCAUCUGAGCUCUCCCCAUAUUACCCCCUCUCUCCGGGGGCCGUGGGCCAGAUCCCCCAUCCUCUGGGCUGGCUCGUCCCACAGCAAGGGCAGCCCAUGUACUCCAUUCCUCCGGGAGGUUUUCGACACCCUUACCCAGCGCUUGCUAUGAACGCCUCCAUGUCCAGUCUGGUGUCCAGUCGUUUUUCUCCUCACAUGGUGCCUCAUCAUCCUCACAGUCUUCAUCAGACAGGAAUCCCUCACCCUGCUAUCGUCUCACCAGCCAUCAAACAGGAGCCCAACGGAGACCUCAGUCCCGCUGCACACACGAAGUCUCCCGGGCCGGCUAAGAAGGAUGAGGAGAAGAAGCCUCACAUUAAGAAGCCCCUGAACGCCUUCAUGCUAUAUAUGAAGGAGAUGAGGGCUAAAGUGGUGGCUGAGUGCACGCUCAAAGAGAGCGCCGCCAUCAACCAGAUCCUGGGCAGGAGGUGGCACUCUCUGUCUCGAGAGGAGCAGGCCAAAUACUACGAGCUGGCCAGGAAAGAGCGGCAGCUGCACUCACAGCUCUACCCCGGCUGGUCCGCACGAGAUAACUAUGGCAAGCGGAAGAAGAGGAAGAGAGAUAAUAAAGCAGACUCAACAGCAGAGGAUUUCUCAGCACGGAACAAGAAGCCGUGUGUGCAGUACCUUCCUCAGGAGAAGAUGAUUGACAGCCCGGCCUCAUCUCACGGCAGCAUGCUGGACUCCCCGGCCACGCCCUCCGCCGCUCUGGCCUCACCCGCCGCCCCGGCACCAACACACUCCGAGCAGGCCCAGCCGCUGUCCCUCACCACCAAACCUGAGCGCCAUCACUCUCACUUCUCUCUGAUCUCCAAACCCUCUGCAGCAUCCUCAUCUUCAUCUUCAUCAUCCUCCUCCUCCUCUUCGUCUUCAGCAUCCUCCUCUUCUCACCCAAGCAUCUCUCUUCCCAUUGGUUCCUCAGGCAGUCAGUCGACCCCGCCCCUUCUCUCUCGGCCAAUCCCUUUCACCUCUCUGCACCCCUCCCUCCUGUCCCCACCCUCUCCGUUCCACCAGGCCGCCCUUCACUCCCAUCAUGCCCUGUUCCAGUCGCAGCCUCUCUCCCUGGUAACCAAAUCGGCCGACUGAGCCCGCGGAAAAGCGAAUUAUCUCCCGUUUCUCGCUGUCCUUUUAAAACAUGCUGUACAUUGCUUUUUACCUUUUUUUUUCAAAUAGAUGUCAGGUUAACUUUUUUGAUAAGUGAAAAGGAAAUGAAUAUUAUUGGUCAAUAUUUGAUCACCUGCUUUUUCUGUGUCUCUCUAUGAAACAGUGUAUUUUUUUGUAAAGUCUACUUUGGAACUGGUUUCUUAUUUGAUACAGUUAUCCAGCAAACUACUUGUAUAAAGUAUACAUGUAUUGAAAACUUCUUUAUUAAGAUAAGAAGGAACAAAAAAAAAUUCUUAAAGCUUACAUGUAAUUAAUGGUAGUUUUGAAUUUUAAUUCAUAGUACAAGCAAUUUAUUAGAAUCCUUUGCAACUACCCCUCCAGUUUUGAAGUGUGUGAACUUGAUAAAUAAAACUUGUAAAUUG